Messenger RNA from Erigeron canadensis, 2402 nucleotides. Its product is annotated as probable methyltransferase PMT3. Gene Ontology annotation, cellular component: trans-Golgi network; cytoplasm; endosome. The transcript has 8 exons. Gene Ontology annotation, molecular function: methyltransferase activity. Lineage: Eukaryota; Viridiplantae; Streptophyta; Magnoliopsida; Asterales; Asteraceae. The coding region runs from base 366 to 2219 and encodes 617 amino acids. The record is from RefSeq and is a predicted model, not a curated record.
AUCUACCUCCAUUUAUACACAUAUAGAUAUAGAUACAUAUAUAUGCUGUGUAUAUAUAUAUAUAUAUUCUCAUUCAGUCAUUCUCAUAAUUCUUCCACUCACUCACUAACCACAAGCUGAACAACUCGAUUUUAGAUCUAUUAUCCGGACGCCAGUUGUUUGGAGAAUUAAGCUGGUAUCUGGAUUUAUUAUAGAGAGUUGGGGAACCUACAAAGUUCAGCAUAGUUUCGAUAACGAAUACCACGUUAUCCAACUGGAAUUAAUCAUCCACUGACUAAACUAUGAGCUCUUGUUUGUGAUCUAUAGAGAUUGCAUUUGACGUGAAAACCUAUCAGCGUUGUAGAUCACUAAACAUAACAUUAGUUAUGAGAGGAAGAACAGAUGGAUCUCAGAAGAAACGUUUGCUCACUUUCUUCGUACUUGUAGCAGUUUUUCUUCUUUUCUUGUAUUUGUAUUUUGGCUCUCAGAGCCAAGGUCAAUCAGCUCUAGAGUAUGGUAGCCGGUCUCUACGGAAGCUUGGAUCCUCAUACUUAGGUGUAGAUGAAGAAGCCGAUCUUGGUUCCAAAGAUGAGUUCAAGUUUGGCCUUGAUGAUGAAGAUGGUAUCGUACCAAAGAGCUUUCCUGUUUGUGACGAUCGAUAUUCUGAAUUGAUACCCUGCCUAGACCGUAACCUUAUCUACCAGAUGAGAUUGAAGUUGGAUUUAUCUUUGAUGGAGCACUAUGAAAGACAUUGCCCUCUGCCUGAAAGACGUUUCAACUGCUUGAUUCCUCCCCCAAAUGGUUACAAGGUCCCUAUCAAGUGGCCAAAGAGCAGAGAUGAAGUUUGGAAAGCAAACAUACCACAUACCCACCUUGCACAUGAAAAGUCUGACCAGAACUGGAUGGUUGUUAAAGGUGAAAAGAUUAUAUUUCCAGGUGGAGGAACUCACUUCCAUUAUGGAGCUGAUAAGUACAUCAAAUCACUUGCAAAUAUGCUCAACUUCCCAAAUGAUAAUAUGAACAACGAGGGAAAUCUACGAACUGUUCUUGAUGUUGGUUGUGGUGUUGCAAGUUUUGGGGGUUAUCUGCUCUCAUCUGACAUCAUUACAAUGUCUUUAGCACCUAAUGAUGUGCAUCAAAAUCAGAUCCAGUUUGCACUGGAGAGAGGCAUUCCUGCAUAUCUUGGGGUUCUUGGCACUAAGAGACUUCCUUAUCCAAGUAGAUCUUUUGAACUCGCGCACUGUUCUCGUUGUAGAAUUGAUUGGCUACAAAGGGACGGCAUUCUUCUUCUUGAGUUAGACAGGUUGCUCAGACCAGGUGGCUAUUUUGCCUACUCGUCCCCGGAAGCAUACGCUCAAGAUGAAGAGGAUCUUAGAAUAUGGAAAGAAAUGAGUGCACUUGUUGAACGUAUGUGCUGGAAAAUAGCUGCAAAAAGGAACCAAACUGUCAUUUGGGUGAAACCUUUGACCAAUGAUUGUUACAUGGAGAGAGCUCCUGGCACUCAACCUCCUCUCUGCCGAUCAAACGAUGAUCCAGAUGCAGUUUAUGGAGUCAACAUGGAAGCUUGCAUUACUCCAUACUCUGACCAUGAUCAUUCUAGUAAAGGAAGUGGAUUGGCUCCAUGGCCUGCGAGGUUAACAUCUCCACCUCCCCGUCUUGCCGACUUUGGCUAUUCAAGUGAUAUGUUUGAAAAGGAUACGGAGUUGUGGCGUAAGAGGGUCGAGAACUACUGGGAUUUGUUGAGCCCAAAAAUAUCAACAAAUACAAUAAGAAAUGUGAUGGACAUGAAGGCUAAUAUGGGUUCAUUUGGAGCUGCUUUGAAGACCAAAGAUGUUUGGGUGAUGAAUGUCGUUCCUGAAGAUGGACCGAACACAUUGAAGCUUAUUUAUGAUAGAGGCUUAAUCGGCUCAACACAUAACUGGUGUGAAGCAUACUCAACUUACCCCCGUACAUACGAUCUACUCCAUGCCAGCAACGUGUUCUCAGACGUCAUCGAAAAGAAGGGUUGCAGUGGUGAAGAUCUAUUGAUUGAGAUGGAUCGUAUUUUAAGGCCCACAGGUUUCCUAAUUGUUCGGGACAAAAAACCUGUCAUUGACUUUGUAAAGAAGUAUUUACCCGCAAUACACUGGGAAACAGUCGCAAUGGCAGAUUCAUCAUCAGAAUCAGAUGGAGACGAUGUUGUGCUAAUAGUCCAAAAGAAACUUUGGCUCACAAGUGAAAGCUUAAGGGAGUCAGACUAAGUUAAGUUUUGAACCUAAAAACCACUCUUAAAAAAAGGGUAUUUAAAAGAGGGAAAAUGGUUUAUGUUUUGUAGUAUCAAAUUGUGACACUAGCUUUCACCUUAAGAUUUAGUUGAUUUAUUUGUUAUGAUGAUAUACAUUUGCAUUUGCAAACCCUUAAUAUUUAUCUGUGUAUUAUUUUAA